CCCUAUGGCUGCAGCAGCUACUUCGGGGGGAACGGUGCUGAACGGGACCCUGGGAUCUUCCUUCCUGUCCGGAAGCAAGAAGACCCAAUCCUUGUUUGCUGCCGCUUCCAGAAUCGGAAACAGUAUUGGCGGAAGGAAGUUGGUCAUUGUAUCCGCCGCUAAGAAAUCUUGGAUUCCCGCCGUCAAAGGCGGCGGCAACCUAGUCGACCCCGAAUGGCUCGAUGGCUCGCUGCCGGGCGACUACGGGUUCGACCCGCUGGGGCUGGGGAAGGACCCGGCUUUCCUGAAGUGGUACAGAGAGGCGGAGCUGAUCCACGGGCGGUGGGCGAUGGCGGCGGUGGUAGGGAUCUUCGUGGGGCAGGCGUGGAGCGGGAUCUUCGGCGGGCUCCAUUCCUCCUUCGUCGCCGAUGAAACGGGUGGAGAGGAAGAAAAAUGGGAAAGAUGA
This is a messenger RNA of Linum tenue, 445 nucleotides long. The record is from the annotation of a GenBank genome assembly. Lineage: Eukaryota; Viridiplantae; Streptophyta; Magnoliopsida; Malpighiales; Linaceae.